AAUUCAUGACCCGCAAAAAAGCGGGUUUUGCGGGAUGGGGAUUGCACGGUACCGGGUUUAAAGCGGGAUGACCCAGAUGAACCGCAGGAAGGCCCAGAUGAACCGCUAGACGCUUCAGUUGCUUUCGUCACCUGAAAACAAAACGAAAGAGAGAGUGGGACGAGAUGGAGCUCCAACGAUGGCCUUGGGAAGAGAUGACGACGAUGGCCGUGGGAAGAGAUGGAGCUCCGAUGAUGGCCAUGGGAAGAGAUGACAACGAUGGCCGUGGGAAGAGAUGACGACGAUGGCCGUGGGAAGAGAUGGAGCUCCGAUGAUGGCCGUUCGAUGUCCGACAGGCGACAAUGCUUCUGGUGACCACAUCGUGUUCAAUCUGCAGCAGAGGAGCUUCUCUUCCUUUUCGUUCCACCAAAAGGUGAUUAGUAUGUGAGUGUGAUUGUGUUUUAAAAGACUAAUGAGCCAAAUCCAAGCUUAUGUCUUUGAUGUGAUCAGAGAAAGUGUCCCUAAGCUGCUUCUUGAUGAUGUCUUUGAGCAGAAGAAUGAAAUUGCCAAAGCUGUUGAAGAGGAGCUCGAGAAGGAAAUGUCUGCUUACGGUUUUGAGAUUGUGCAAACUCUCAUCGUUGACAUUGAGCCUGAUGAACAUGUCAAACGAGCCAUGAACGAGAUCAACGUUGGUGAAGAAUCUGCAUGACAAGCUGAGUAUUCUGUAUGAGCAAGACAGACGAAGAAGUAGACAAUGUAAUAUCCGAUAUCCCGCGGGACGGCCCGCGAAGGUCUGCAAAGAAUGUGGUACGGGAUUGGGCAUCUAUUUUUAGGACCGCAUCCCGCGCGGGACAGGAUGGGAGAGCCCAUUUGACAUCUCUAACUGUAUCCUACUGGUUAAGGUUUAAAGGCUUCUACACCCAAAUCUGGGGUUCGAAUCCCAGACUAUGCAAUUUAUUGCAGAUUACAUGAAUUCCAGGUUUCAAGUCCCGGAGAGAGCGAUUUAUUAAACAAUUAUGCAGACUACGGAAGAAAAACUUACAAGGGAUCUUCAACAUGGUGCAAGUAAAUCUUGUCAGACGUGGAUCUUCAUAGGACGGCACAGGUGAUGCAGUUAGGCGUAGGUCUUCAUAAGGCAGGUAGUAUUGUCGGUUGUCGAAUCGUCUAUGUAAUCUUUCUCAUAUCAUAAUUGUAAGAUCAUAAUAAAUCAGCGUUAAAAAAAAAAAACCCCGGUCUCUUAGUCGGGGUUCUUAACU
Brassica napus (rape) is the source of this 1235-nucleotide messenger RNA. RefSeq names its product hypersensitive-induced response protein 1-like. The record is from RefSeq and is a predicted model, not a curated record. Bases 452 to 688 code for a protein of 78 amino acids. The transcript has 5 exons. NCBI's taxonomy places the organism in Eukaryota, Viridiplantae, Streptophyta, Magnoliopsida, Brassicales, Brassicaceae.